AUGGAACUCCCGGCCUCACUGGCUGGUAUAUCUACAACAAAUGUUAUAUCAAGCACAUUGCCGGUCUCAUUGGAUAUUACACAAGCAGCACCACUUCAGUCUUCCGUGCCCCUUGUGAACAGUCCAGCUUUUGUCACGCUAGGAAGCCAACGCACAGGAAACUUUUGGCAAACAGACACGACUACCAGAAUGUCAGACAUGCUUGGACAAGGGACGAACACGUUCGUUGCAUCCGUACCACAGGGCAUAUCCACUAGGUCCGGUUCCACUAACAAUGCCCUUCUAUCCAGUGUGUCGGAAAGAACUGUGGAGGCACUGGCUCCAGUUUUCGACCAAUCCGCAACUCAAUCCCAACAGUUUUUCCGGCCUAUGGUCUACGGCUCCUCAGACAGCCUCUUGCAAAAUGGACUAGUGGAUGAUCCCACGAACACCAUCAGUACAACAAGCCUGCCAUCAACAUCUUCUCUACCAACUACAUUUGUUCGACAGAAUAUCCUCUCUGGUAUACGAACUAUGGCAGGAACCAGUGUACUUCCUGAUGCAACCAGAUCCGUGUCAGUAACAACUCCCUCAAUCACGUUGAAAACUGUAAGAACAUCGGUUCUGCCUCCUAUUGUUAGCACGUAUUCCACGAACCGUUUAUUACCUCAACCCGGAUCAUUCUACAUCAUCCCCAGAGCAAUCCCGGGUACCCGACAAUCGAAAAAAAUAGGAAAUACCGGAAAGUAUGUAUUUCCAAAAUACGAUAAAAAACAUGUGCUAUCAGAAUACGACGAUUUUGAUGACUGGCUCCGCUUCCCACUACCCGAUUUUGAGAACCACUUCCGCCGUCGUAUCACUUACCUUCGGCGCUUCAGACCUGCUCACAAGUGGCACAGAUCGAGAAAGAGACGUCUCUUUGGACACUCUGGCAGGCACCCGACUCAUGAAUACGAAAGGGUUCAUGGACGGUUGAGUGAACAAGUGGCGUGA
This is a messenger RNA of Dicrocoelium dendriticum, 972 nucleotides long. The record is from the annotation of a GenBank genome assembly. NCBI's taxonomy places the organism in Eukaryota, Metazoa, Platyhelminthes, Trematoda, Plagiorchiida, Dicrocoeliidae.